Messenger RNA from Dendronephthya gigantea, 3079 nucleotides. RefSeq names its product serine/threonine-protein kinase 38-like. Gene Ontology annotation, molecular function: protein serine/threonine kinase activity; ATP binding. The coding region runs from base 1025 to 2212 and encodes 395 amino acids. The record is from RefSeq and is a predicted model, not a curated record. NCBI's taxonomy places the organism in Eukaryota, Metazoa, Cnidaria, Anthozoa, Malacalcyonacea, Nephtheidae. Gene Ontology annotation, biological process: peptidyl-serine phosphorylation; intracellular signal transduction. The transcript is spliced from 13 exons.
AAACUUGAGUUUAUGCUGCAGAUCGGAAGCUUUACUCAACCCCACCAUGAGAGCUGGCAUAAAUUUUUUUUCACUUUCCAACAAGUUCUUUUAGUGUAAUUACACAUUUUUUACACCACAAAUCAUUAGCAUGGCAAGUGUGAAAAUUGCAUUCUAUGUCUAUACAUGAUAAUGUAACUAUAGACUCCAGACUUUAAAAAGAAAGUGCCAUAUAUGUUAACAUUGUGAGAAACACAUUUCCUUUAUACAUACUCGUCAGAAAAGCUGCACGUGAUAUAAUUAAAAAGAUUACACAAAGUCCCCAUGUUAACAUAUACCUAAAUUAUGCCAAUAACAAAUUUUGUACAGGAUAUAAAAGGCUGUAUGUGAUAAAAUUAUCAGGCAGAUUUUAUAUGCAUCCCUUUGUGUAAUUACAUUACUUGAAAUUUGUAGAAAAUGUAUUGAGUAUAUUAAAAAAACUGUAAUAUUGAGUACAAAAAGCUGCAAUAUUAUCACAGCUAGGUUGCCAAACAACCAGGUUUUUAAUAUUAAAAUAAAAUUAAUUAAAAACUCAUGCCAGUUUACAUCUAUCAGACCUACCAAGCACCUCCCAUACCAUAUAUAAUAUUAAAAAAUAGAUAGAUUACUGCAAACAUUAGCUAUGUUCCACUCACACUGUUAGCAUAACCUGGAAAAAAUGAUCUGAUCUUGACAGCAUGGUAGGUACAUUAUAACUAAAGCUUACAGUAUUGUUUUAUUCUUAAUCAAAAUGCUGUGUUCUCUAUUUUCUAAUAUAAAGCAUCAUUCAAUCUGCUCAACCAUGAUAUAAAUCCUGUGCAUACUAGGCAUGUUAUUGGCAUGUAAUCUUAUAUUAUAUUAUAAUUGGCAGCAUCAAUGCACUUCAGCAUUUUGUCUCAUAUAAUUUAUACAACUUGUUAGGUAUUUUGACUGGAACGCCCGGGCCAUGUUUUGUGAUAUAAAUACACUGUAAUCUUUGAAUAUAUAAUUUCAACAUAUUUUUGGCAACCAGAGAGAGGAAAGGAGGAUGCUACAUGCACAAAAAGAAACAGAAUUUCUCCGACUUAAGAGGUCAAGACUUGGCGUUGAUGAUUUUGAUUCACUUAAGGUGAUUGGAAGAGGGGCAUUUGGUGAGGUUCGUCUGGUUCAAAAGAAAGACACUGGUCAUGUCUACGCAAUGAAGAUUCUAAGAAAAGCUGACAUGUUAGAAAAGGAACAGGUCGCUCAUGUGAGGGCUGAAAGAGAUGUGCUGGCAGAAGCAGAAAAUCCCUGGGUCGUUAAAAUGUAUUUCUCCUUCCAAGAUGCUCAAUUUUUGUAUUUAGUUAUGGAGUUUCUUCCCGGCGGAGAUUUAAUGACGAUGUUAAUGAAGAGAGAUACUUUCACUGAGGAAGAAGCCCGGAUGUAUAUUGCUGAAUCAGUGUUAGCCAUCGACUCAAUCCAUACACUUGGAUUCAUACACAGGGAUAUAAAACCCGAUAAUUUGUUGUUGGACAGCAGGGGUCAUAUUAAACUUGCUGAUUUUGGUUUGUGCACAGGCUUGAAAAAAGCUCAUCGAACCGAUUAUUAUAGAGAACUUCAACCGCAAGACAUGCACGAUUUUGUUAAUGAUCCAUUGGACUCGAAAAGAAAAGCCGCCACGUGGAAACGGAUGAGAAGAGCAUUGGCAUAUUCUACGGUGGGAACACCUGACUACAUUGCUCCUGAAGUAUUUCAACAAACUGGCUAUACUAAGACCUCUGAUUGGUGGAGUUUAGGAGUUAUACUUUAUGAAAUGUUGAUUGGUUAUCCUCCGUUUUGUUCAGAAACUCCUCAAGAAACGUACAAAAAAGUAAUGAAUUGGAAGGAGACUCUCGUCUUCCCGCCAGAAAUACCAAUUUCCCAAGAAUCCAGACAUUUAAUUCAAAGACUAUGUUGCGAAUGCGAUCACAGGAUUGGUACAAACGGAGUGGAGGAAAUCAAAGGGCAAGCGUUUUUACGAGGAGUUGAUUGGGAACACAUAAGAGAUCGACCAGCCCCGGUACCCAUCGAAGUAAAAAGUAUUGAUGACACAUCAAAUUUCGACGAGUUUCCUGAUUUAGAUAUGAAUUUUGAAACAUCCGACGAUCCGGCCAAAGUUGGAGCAACGAAUAGAAAAGACUGGGUUUUUCUAAAUUAUACGUUUAAACGAUUUGAAGGUCUCACGCAACGAGGUCGACCUCUUGGUCUUCCAAUGUAGAACAAGAGGAUGGAAAAUUUAUGUUUUGUAUAUCGGCGUUUUUCGACCGACCUGGGUGUAACUCAAAAGAAAACCUGUUUCAAAGUCGGAUAUUUAUAAUUGUAAAUUUGUAAUCCUACAGAAUAGAUAGCUGAAAACAUAGAUUAAUAAUAAACCAUCUGUGCUUUAAUAGUUCAAACGCUCCAUGUCAACAGUACUCCUUACGCACAAAUUAAGGGUCAAUUUUCUCCUGGGUUAUCGCAUACUAUUAAAUACAAGCGAGCACGUGUUAAAUAUGAAAAAUCCGUCAGAUUCAUCUGACUCAUUUUUCCAAAUCUGGUACAAGACAAUAAAUUUGGAUAUGAUAUAUAUUAAUAUUAAAACUUUGUAGUUGCGAAGUGGCUGCUGAUUGGUCGGAUAAUUAUGGAAAUCGCGAAAGCUAUUUUCCCCACCGAAUUUUUUUUCCAUUCAAAAUUCUUCGAAAAGGAUUAGGUAAAAUAAAAAAGCGUGGCUAUUCGCCACCAACUCUGGUGGUCUAGUGGUUAAGGUUACGACCUACGAUGCGGGUUACUGGUUUGAAUUCCUGCCAAGAUUUUGAUUUUUCCCACACCAUUAUUGACGGAACUGAUUUCGGAUACGAAGUUUUAUUGACUACACAUCCAGACGAUGAGAACUUAGUAAUUAAACAUUGAUUCUCAAACUUGGCAUGGCAGGAACUGUAUAAAUAGCUUGGCAAAUAGCUUAGAGAAGAUUUAAAAUUGUCGGAAAUUUGCGACCGCCAGAACUUUUAUGUUAAAAUUAAAUCCGCAAUUGUUUUAAAUAAUAAUAAUUUAGGCUGGAGUAUUAAUAAUAUUUAUAAGACUGAAUCACAACUCAAAUCACUAAUAA